AUGGGCGACUUUAACUAUGACCCUGUGGACGGGGUUGGCGAUGUCGCCAUCAUUGCGGCUGCGAGGACUGUCCCCCAAGAUCGCUACAACGUAGACGCGUUCCAUCAUCCAGCAAGCGAGAAGCUCAACACACUCAGCACGCGCAAUGGACAUUUCCUCGACGAAGAUGUCGCGGCGUUUGAUGCGCCGUUUUUCAGUAUCACAGCGCAAGAAGCCACCGCGAUGGAUCCUACCGCUCGCCUCCUUCUAGAGGUGACUUACGAGGCGAUGGAAGCUGCUGGGCUUCCUAUGGAGAGCCUUGUAGGAAGUCAGACCAGCUGCCAUGUAGGUUGUUUUACACGUGACUAUCAUGAAAUGUUGAUGCGUGAUGCGGAGACAGCCCCGAUGUAUGCUGGCACGGGAACGGGGUUUUCGUUGCUGGCAAACCGUAUUUCUUGGUUUUAUGACUUGCGCGGCGCGAGUAUGACACUCGAUACAGCUUGCUCAUCUAGCUUGGUUGGUUUGCAUUUUGCCUGUCAAGGCUUACGAAACGGUGAAGCUACCACGGCCAUAGUGUGCGGCUCCAACUUGAUUCUCAGCCCGGAUCUAGCCAUGUGGCUGGCGAAUCUGCGUAUGACAUCAACCGAUGGCCUCUCACGUUCCUUUGCCGAGGGGGUCACGGGCUAUGGCCGCGGGGAGGGCAUUGCAACACUUAUACUGAAGCCGGCAAGAGAUGCCCUCCGAGACGGGGAUCCGAUCAGAGCCAUCAUCCGUGGCACAGGUGCAAACCAGGAUGGUCAUACCACGGGAAUUACUGUUCCAAGUCGUGAGGCCCAGGCUGACCUGAUUCGCUCUACCUACCUUUCUGCGGGCCUGGAUGUUGGCCAGACUGCAUACUUUGAGGCACAUGGUACAGGUACAGCAGUAGGCGACCCACUCGAGUUGGGAGCUGUGGCACAGGCUAUAAGUAUCAAACGGACCGCGGGAAGCCCACUAUAUGUUGGGUCGGUGAAGUCCAAUAUCGGCCACCUAGAGGGCGCCGCCGGACUUGCAGGGAUGAUCAAGUGCAUCCUGAUGAUGGAACAUGGUGCUAUCGCCCCUAACAUCCAUUUUGAGGAGCCAAACAAGCGCAUCCCAUUCGCUGACUGGCAUAUUGCUGUGCCAACUGAACUCACACCUUGGCCACGUCAUCAGCCUAAGCGGGUGAGCAUCAACUCAUUUGGCUAUGGUGGGACUAACGCCCAUGUCAUCCUCGAUCAUCCCGAAGAGUGGAUGGCUGCCAGAGGGCUAGGUCCACUGAAAGUCAACGAAGGCCAGGAUGUGAACCCUAAGCUUUUUGUCCUCAGUGCCCCAGCUGAAUCGGCGUUGUACCGGAUGAUGGACCGUAGCGGGAACUUCAUUCGGACAAAGCUUGCUCAGAAUAUGCCGAUCCCCUUCGACCAGCUAGCAUUCACAUUAAGUGAUCGCCGGUCCAAAUUUCAGUGGAAAGCCUUUUCAGUUGCUAGUAGCACCAAUGAGCUCGCAGAAAGUCUGUCUCCAGCUGUUCAGCAGAAGCAGCAGCAGCAACCUGUCCACGCGCCACAGCGCGCUCGCCUAACGUUCGUCUUUACGGGACAGGGUGCUCAGUACGCUCAAAUGGGCAUUGAACUUUGGAAAUACCCGGUCUUCCGCGCGAGUAUUGAGGCAGCAGACCUGUAUCUUGGGACCGAACUGGGAAGUGGGUGGUCUGUAGUGGCAGAGUUGACGGCGAAUGAAACAGCUUCGCAGAUCAACCAAGCCCAUCUCAGCCAGCCGCUCUGCACCGUGCUCCAGAUUGCUUUGAUCGACCUCCUGCGCUCAUGGGAGGUAACUCCCGAUUCGGUGGUGGGCCAUUCCAGUGGCGAGAUCGCGGCUGCGUAUUGCUACGGCGCUCUCACUCGAGAAGACGCUUGGAGAGUUGCUUACUAUCGCGGACAGGUCUGUGCCUCAUUGAUGUGUGAUUUGGGCCCAGGUGCAGGAGCUAUGAUGGCCGUUGGUCUCUCUGUAGAGACUGUGCAGGAGCAUAUACGCAGUGUCCAGAACGGCACCAUCGUUGUUGCCUGCAUUAACUCACCGGCCUCGGUCACCAUAUCUGGUGAUGCUGCCGGCAUCGAUGAGCUGCAGCACAUCUUGAGUUCUACCGGGGUAUUUUGUCGCCGGCUGAAAGUGGAUUUGGCCUACCACUCGCAUCAUAUGCAGCGCGUGGCUGAGCUCUAUGUGAAGCACAUUGCAGACAUAAGCCCCGUUGCUACCACCAGUUCUGUCCAAAUGUUCUCAAGUGUGGCUGGAAAGCAGAUCAGUUCAGAUCAGCUUGGCCCGGCCUACUGGAUCCAGAAUUUGGUGUCACCAGUACUCUUCCUCGAUGCCGUAUCGACACUAUUACAAAAUGAUCCAUCUCGACGGCGCCGGCGCCCUCGUCAUGGCGAGUCAGCGGUGGAUAUGAUGCUCGAAAUUGGACCACACGCUGCUCUGCGGGGUCCGCUGCGUCAAAUCUUGCAGCACCACGAUCUCUCUCGGGUUUCCUAUGCCUCUGUCUUGAAACGGGGCGAGGAUGCAAUCCGGUCUGCUAUCUUAGCCGCUGGCGAGUUGUACAUUCACGGAGUGGCCGUUUGCGUUCACGCUGUGAACCGGCAGGCAUCCUCCUUAACACCGCUGAUCAACUGGCCCUCGUAUCCAUGGGAUCAUUCACGUCGGUACUGGGCCGAGUCUCGUCUAAGUCGCAACUACAGACUGCGGCAAUUUGGCCGCCAUGAUCUGCUCGGAGCACCAGCUGCGGAUGCCAGCUCGACACAGCCACGCUGGCGGAAUAUUCUGCGUGUUCAAGAGCAACCUUGGCUACGAGAUCACGUUGUAGAUGGGCUAAUCCUAUAUCCCGCUGCGGGUAUCUUUGCAAUGGUUAUCGAGGCUAUUCUUCAGCUUAUGACCGCAGAUCAGGAUGUGGCAAGUAUACAUAUCGAGCAAACGCGGAUUACCAAAGCUAUCGUUGUUCCAGACGAUGCAACUGGAAUUGAAGUAGUGCUUCAACUUAUUCGCAAUAGUCAAAUGGAAACCUCUGGUUCCCAGCUUCAAGAAGAUUGUUGGCAAUUCGACGUGAUGAGCUGUUCGGAUGGCCUUUCAUUAGAGCAGAACAGCUCAGGUCGUGUGCGAGUGCGAUAUAAUACAGAGACAAGAGACGGUUUUACCAAUAGAACAACUGGAAAGCAGCUGCUAUGGCAGACUGUCCGAGAGGACUCUGCUGACAUUGCCGAGCAAUGCACGAGAACUAUAGAGCCAGUCACAUUCUACAAAGCCACUCACACAGCUGGUCUCCAAUAUGGUCCUCUGUUCCAGGGGCUCAAAGAGAUCACAGCCGGGGUAGACUGCUGCACCAGUGUGGUUCAAGUUCCCGACACACAGGCGUCAAUGCCUGCUGGUGCCCAGAGUCCGCACCUGGUUCAUCCUACCACGUUAGACGUGAUAUUCCAUUCCAUGUUCGCGGCCUUGGGUGGUAACCAUCUAGACAUGUCGAGCGCGGCUGUACCCAUUGCACUUGACGGUCUCAUCAUCUAUCCGAAUCUGUCUUCUGCGGCGGGUUCGACUGUCAAAACACGUUGUCGUGCCCGGCGCGAGGGAGAGCGAGACCUUGUGGCAGAUAUUUGGGUCACAGACGAGCAUGAUGAGCCCAAGGUUAUCAUCAAUAACUUGCGGUGUCGAGAGCUUACGGGUAUCAAUGGAGCCGCAAGCUCCUCGUCCGCACCAGUCAAGGCACCUAUAGGAACACUGUUGUGGAAGCCUGAUCUUGCGUGGCUGGAUGAAACACAGAUGCAGAGAUAUGUGGCCGGCCACAGCAAAAAUGGAACUGAAAUCGGGAAAAUUGUCGAUCUUGCAGCUCACAAGAAUCCGGAUCUCACUAUCAUGCAAGUCGGUUAUUCAGACACGCUCAUCGAGUCGUUGCUCUCUGCGUUGGGAACCAGUCCUGGCAAAACAACACGCUGCUCCAGCUAUACAGUUCUCGACGUAGAUCCCGAGAAAGUCAUGAUGGGCAAAGAUCUGUUCCAAAAAUGGGCAGAUACCGUCUCAUUCGGCAGCCUCGAUUGGGAUACUGCAGAUUGGACGGAGAAAUCCGUAGAUGUGGCCAUUGUGUGCAGUGAUGCAAUCACCAGCGAGCAAGUCCAACGCGUACAGGAUUGUGUCCGCCCUGGAGGGCAUUCAAUCUUGCAGAUCGAUCCAGAGCAAGGAGACUCCAUAUUGAACACUGGGUUCAAUAUCUCGCCAAAUUCGGCCUGGUAUAUCGAUGGAAAAGCACCAACUUCAGUCUCUUGGGAAAAUCAGACAGUCGUUCUGAUCGAGCCGGCACAUGCUUCAUCACGAUUGAUGGAGAUAUCUGCUCAACUUUCGCUUCAACUCACUGCCCAUGGACUACGCCCAGAAACCGCCCGCUGGUCUACGGAUCUCGCUGACCUCCGAGGAGCGAUGCUGAUAUCCUUGAUGGAACUAGAUUCUCCAUUCCUGCAAGACCUCUGUGCUGAUGACUUUGCAGCUCUUCAAACACUCAUGCUUCAUAGCAAGCGCGUGCUUUGGGUGGCUAUGGGAAAGGAUCCAGCAAUGCAAGCAGCAGUGGGCUACCUAAGGGUCCUCCAGAACGAAAACGUGGAUCUCGAUCUAAGAUACCUAUUGCUGAACAAUGAAGGAGACGCGGCUCGUUCUCCAGAAAAUAUUGCGCAGACUGUGGCAGCAAUGGCCAGCUCGCCAACGACUGACCGAGAGUAUAUGGAGCUCGAGGGAUGUAUCCAAAUCAACCGAUGGGUAGAUGAAGAUGAUCUUUCUAGCAUCAUGGCGGCAGAUGGCACCUCUUCUAUGUCAGACUUGAUACGCGUGGGCGAUGCGAGGGUCCCGCUGCGGCUCGAGGGUUCUAUCUACUCAGCCGUUAAGGAUCGCAUUGGAGAUUGUUUAGCUGACGACGAAGUCAAUGUCCAGGUGAUGGCCAUGGAUAUACAUCAUGCUGGAGUAGCCGCAAUCGGAUUUAGUGGUGUGGUCACUGAAGUUGGCAACAGCUGCUCACGCCGGAAACCCGGUGACCAUGUCUGGACCUAUGUCCCUCUAACAUCUCCACAGACACAAAUCCGGGUUCAAGAGUCCUGGUGUCAAGUCAUUCCUGAAAGUACAUCCUUUGAAGAAGCAGCCGUCUGGGCGAUCUCAUUUGGUACUGCGUAUACGGCCUUGAUUGAAAUCGCGCAGCUGCAAGCCGGUAAAGCAAUUCUCAUUCAAGCCGGAGCAAGUUCUGUGGGUCAAUUCGCGAUUCAAAUCGCCCAGCGUCUGACACCGGAAAUCUUCAUCGUGACUGUCCGCAGCGAGGAGGAGCGCCUUCAGAUGGAAGCUCUGGGGAUCGACUCGAAGCAUAUUGUUGAGGAAAGCGAUCCAGAUCUUGAGCUAGCCAUUUCUCACCUGUGCAACGGAACCGGGUUGAACAUGGUAUUACACCAGGCCGCAGAGCGUACAUUACUUCCGCUCAUUUGGCGCUGUAUGGCCGCUGGAGGUGUCCUCGUGGACCUUGAUGCCGAGAGCGUGACUGUGAAUGGCCACGCGGACAAUGGACCAAUGCUAUCUAUUGCCCCGUUCCGUCGAGGAGCUACAUACACUUCCUACAACGCUGGAAAGCUGCUUCGCGAUGAUCCAGCUCGUGCUUUGGAAAUCCUGAAGCAGGUGUCUAGGGUUCAGCACAAUCUAAGCUUCCGGCUACCACCGUCCAGACGUGUGUGGCCUUCAUCAAAGUCCAUCGAAGCCAUUCAAUGUGCACAAACACCUGCCCGUGAAGGCAGCGCAAUUAUCACGUUUGACUUGGAUGGCCACAUCCCCGUCACACCAGAACUUGCAAACCCACUGAUCCUCAACGGAGAUGCUACGUACCUCCUGGCAGGUGGCACAGGAGGGCUAGGGGCGAACUUAGCGAAAUUCCUCGCCCGCAAGGGUGCCAAAAAUCUUGCCAUCGUAUCUCGAUCUGGCUCAUCCGCCGCAAGUGCCAUCUCAGUCACUCGUGAUUUGACGUCGAUGGGCGUGCAGGUCCGAUUCUACGCAGCAGAUAUAUCGGACGAGGCAGCCAUGCAACAUGUGUUAGGACAAUGUGCCAGCGAAAUGCCACCCAUCCGCGGCGUUCUGCAAUGUGCCGCCGUCCUCGAAGACUCGAUCUACCAUAACAUGACACAUGCGCAAUGGCGGACUGCCACUCGGCCUAAGAUGCACGGCUCGAUGAUUCUGCAUCGGCUGUUGCUGCAGUGCGAGCUGCAAUUCUUCGUCAUGCUCAGCUCGAUCGCUGGUGUGGUUGGUAACCGGAGCCAAGCCAAUUAUGCAGCGGGCAAUACUUUCCAGGAUGCACUCGCUCACUACCGACGCAGCCAGGGUCUUCCGGCCGUUAGUAUCGACCUCGGCUUGAUGUUGGGUAUCGGUCUCAUCGCUGAACGCGGUGGCGCAACGAACUUGAAGAAAUGGGAGGCAGUGGGAAUUCGCGAGGCGGAGUUUCACGCUCUGCUGACAGCGGCGAUGACGGGGACAUGGAGUGGCUCAACGGUGCCUACGCAGGUCAUUUCAGGUCUCCCCACGGGAGGUAUUCUCGAAUCCGAGGGUCUGGAACGGCCGUUCUAUUUCGACGACCCGCGAUUUGCGUACUUGAAGAAGAAAGACCUCGACCAGACAAGAGCAAUGACGGUGACCGGUGGACAAAAAGGUAGUACCAUAGUGGCAUUGGUGUCACAGCUGGAUAAAGUGCAAUCAAAACGCGAGGCCGCUGAUCUCAUUGUUGAAUGCUUGAAACAGCGACUUGCUCGGGAGUUGCAGACUCCAGUUGAGAACAUUGAUGCCAGCCAGCCCUUGCACAGCUACGGUAUUGACUCCUUGCUCGCUGUGGAGAUUCGUACAUGGAUCUUGGUGAAUUUGCAAGCAGAACUAGGUCUGUUUGAUGUUUUGGGUGGUGGCAGUAUUCAAGCUCCCGCAGGUCGCAUUGCUGGUAUUUCUAAGGCUGUUCCCAGUGAUUUAUAG
Penicillium cataractarum is the source of this 7008-nucleotide messenger RNA. Its product is annotated as type I polyketide synthase. The coding region runs from base 1 to 7008 and encodes 2335 amino acids. NCBI's taxonomy places the organism in Eukaryota, Fungi, Ascomycota, Eurotiomycetes, Eurotiales, Aspergillaceae. Gene Ontology annotation, molecular function: oxidoreductase activity; phosphopantetheine binding; fatty acid synthase activity. The transcript has 7 exons. The record is from RefSeq and is a predicted model, not a curated record. Gene Ontology annotation, biological process: fatty acid biosynthetic process; secondary metabolite biosynthetic process.